AUGUCCGACCCCAGCUACUGGACGGCGGUGGCUGCGCCAGGCCACCGGAGCCGCCUUGCCAAGGGCGCGCUGCUGCAGCGCUCCAAGAGCUGCCGCAGUGGGAACCGCAAAAGCCUGGUGGUGGGAACGCCCUCCCCAACCCUCUCCCGGCCCCUGUCUCCGCUCUCAGUUCCAACAGCAGGCAACAGCCCCCUGGAUAGCCCUCGGAACUUCUCCGCUGCGUCGGCCGUGAACUUCCCCUUUGCCCGAAGGGCUGACGGCAGAAGAUGGUCCCUUGCAUCUCUCCCAUCUUCUGGCUAUGGAACCAACACACCCAGCUCCACCGUCUCGUCGAGCUCAUCCUCCCGGGAGCGCCUCCACCAGCUUCCUUUCCAGCCGACACCGGAUGAACUAUGCUUCCUGUCCAAGCAUUUCCGCAGCUCAGAGAGCGUGGCUGACGAGGAGGGCGGCCACCGCUCACCCCACCUUCGUCCCCGUUCCCGCAGCCUCAGCCCGGGACGCACAACAGGGAACUUCGACAAUGAAAUCGUCAUGAUGAAUCAUGUGUACCGGGAGAGGUUCCCCAAGGCCACGGCACAGAUGGAAGGCCGCCUGGAAGAAUUCCUUGCUGCUUUUGCACCCGGCGCCCGGCUGGCCCUGGCCGAUGGCGUCCUGGGCUUCAUCCACCACCAGAUCAUUGAGCUGGCCCGCGACUGCCUGGCCAAGUCUGGAGAGGCCCUCGUCACCUCCCGCUACUUCAUGGAGAUGCAGGAGAAGCUGGAGAGGCUGCUACAAGAUGCCCACGAGCGCUCGGACAGUGAGGAGGUCGGCUUCAUUGUCCAGCUUGUCCGGAAGCUGCUCAUCAUCAUCUCGAGGCCGGCGAGGCUCCUCGAGUGCCUGGAGUUUGACCCUGAGGAGUUUUACCACCUGCUGGAGGCUGCCGAGGGCCAGGCCCGAGAGGGCCAGGGCAUCAAGACGGACCUGCCUCAGUACAUCAUUGGGCAGCUGGGCCUGGCUAAGGACCCCCUCGAGGAAAUGGUGCCUCUGAGUCACCUUGAAGAGGGAGGACAGCCUCCAGCACCUGAGUCCCCGGAGAGCCGUGCCCUGGUCGGCCCAUCGCGGAGGAAGCCGUGUGAGAAUGACUUCGAGACCAUCAAACUCAUUAGCAACGGGGCCUAUGGGGCUGUCUACCUGGUGCGGCACCGAGACACACGGCAGCGCUUUGCCAUCAAGAAGAUCAACAAGCAGAACCUGAUUCUGCGCAACCAGAUCCAGCAGGUCUUUGUGGAGCGUGACAUCCUCACCUUUGCCGAGAACCCGUUUGUGGUCAGCAUGUUCUGCUCCUUCGAGACCCGUCGCCACUUGUGUAUGGUCAUGGAGUAUGUGGAAGGUGGUGAUUGUGCCACACUUCUGAAGAACAUGGGCCCACUGCCCGUGGACAUGGCCCGCAUGUACUUCGCCGAGACAGUCCUGGCACUGGAGUACUUGCACAACUACGGCAUAGUGCACCGGGACCUCAAGCCUGACAACCUGCUCAUCACCUCACUUGGCCACAUCAAGCUGACCGACUUCGGCCUGUCCAAGAUUGGGCUCAUGAGCAUGGCCACCAACCUCUAUGAGGGCCACAUCGAGAAGGACACCCGGGAGUUCGUGGACAAGCAGGUGUGCGGGCGCCCCAUCCCUCUCCUCAUUUUAGAUGAAAUCAUGUGGCCCGAAGGGGAUGAGGCCCUUCCAGCAGAUGCCCAGGACCUCAUCACCAGGCUGCUCCGACAGAGCCCACUGGACCGUCUGGGCACUGGUGGCACCCACGAGGUAAAACAGCACCCCUUCUUCCGAACACUGGACUGGGCAGGGCUUCUGCGACACAAAGCUGAGUUCGUGCCACAGCUCGAAGCUGAGGAUGACACCAGCUACUUUGACACGCGCUCGGAACGCUACCGCCACCUGGGCUCCGAGGACGAGGAGACCAACGACGAGGAGUCAUCCACGGAGAUCCCCCAGUUCUCAUCAUGUUCCCACCGGUUCAGCAAGGUCUACAGCAGCUCCGAGUUCCUGGCCGCCCAGCCCACGCCAACCUUCGCCGAACGGAGCUUCAGCGAGGACCGGGAGGAAGGGUGGGAGCGCAGCAGCGAGGGCGAGUAUGGCCGCCGCCUGAGCAUGGAUAUUCGCCUGAGGUCCUGGACAUCCUCUGGUACUUCCUGUCCGUCGUCUUCCCAGCCCGAGCGGGGCCCCAGCCCGUCUCUCUUGAGUACUAUUAGCCUGGACACGAUGCCCAAGUUUGCCUUCUCGUCAGAGGAUGAGGGAGCCAGCCCAGCCUCUGCGGGCCCCAAGAGGCCCAUCUUCAUUCUGGGGGAGCCCGAUCCACCCCCAGCAGCCACCCCAGUGAUGCCCAAGCCCUCAAGCCUUUCUGCUGACCCAGCCGCCCUCAGCCACGCACGCCUACGGAGCAACAGCAUCGGUACACGGCACUCGACACCACGGGCCUUGGAUGCUGGCCGAGGCCGCCGCCUUGGGGGCCAAAGAGACCCAGCUCCCGAGAAGUCUCGGGCCUCCCCCAGCGGGGGCCGUGUGCCCAAGUCCGCCUCAGUGUCCGCCCUGUCGCUCAUCAUCACGGCCGAUGAUGGCAGCGGCGGCCCCCUCAUGAGCCCUCUGUCCCCACGCUCACUGUCCUCGAACCCGUCGUCCCGAGACUCCUCUCCAAGCCGAGACCCGUCCCCCGUGUGCGGCAGCCUGCGGCCCCCCAUUGUCAUCCACAGCUCGGGCAAGAAGUACGGCUUCAGCCUGCGGGCCAUCCGCGUCUACAUGGGCGACAGCGAUGUCUAUACCGUGCACCACGUUGUCUGGAGCGUGGAGGAAGGCAGCCCUGCCCAGGAGGCGGGCCUGCGAGCUGGGGACCUCAUCACCCACAUCAACGGGGAGUCAGUCCUGGGUCUGGUGCACAUGGACGUCGUUGAGCUGCUGCUGAAGAGCGGCAACAAGAUCGCCCUGCGGACAACAGCCCUGGAGAACACCUCCAUCAAGGUGGGCCCCGCCCGGAAGAACGUGGCCAAGGGCCGCAUGGCUCGCAGGAGCAAGCGUAGCCGCCGGCGGGAGACCCAGGACCGGCGGAAGUCGCUCUUCAAGAAGAUCUCAAAACAGUCCUCUGUGCUGCACACCAGCCGGAGCUUCUCCUCCGGCCUCCACCACUCCCUGUCGUCCAGCGAGAGCCUCCCGGGUUCGCCCACUCACAGCCUCUCCCCCAGCCCCACUACGCCUUGCUGCAGCCCAGCUCCCGAGGCCCCCGCAGACACCGCAUCCCCUCCCAGUGCAUCCCCGAGCUCCAGCAGCCCUGCCUCUCCUGCCGCCGCUGGCCACGCCCGCCCUAGCUCCCUGCAUGGCCUGGCCGCCAAGCUCGGGCCACCCCGCCCCAAGGCCGGCCGCCGCAAGUCCACCAGCAGCAUCCCGCCCUCCCCACUGGCCUGCCCCCCGGUGCCCGUGCCCCCACCCCGCUCACCCUCGCCCCUCCCCGGGCACCCACCUGCACCCGCCCGGUCUCCACGGUUGCGCCGGGGCCAGUCGGCUGAUAAGCUGGGUUCGGGUGAACGGCUGGAUGGGGAGCUGGGGCGCCGCGGCCGCGGGCCAGACUCGGAGCUGGUAGUCAUGCGGCGGCUACACCUGUCCGAGCGCCGUGACUCCUUCAAGAAGCAGGAGGCCGUGCAGGAGGUGAGCUUCGAUGAGCCACCCGAGGAGGCCGCCGGGCCGCUCACCUCUGUGCCGCAGAUUGCCGUGGAGGGCGCCGAGGCUGUGCCAGGAGCCCUUGGUCCUGCCGGGAAGGACUGA
This is a messenger RNA of Puma concolor (puma), 3798 nucleotides long. NCBI's taxonomy places the organism in Eukaryota, Metazoa, Chordata, Mammalia, Carnivora, Felidae. The record is from RefSeq and is a predicted model, not a curated record.